AUGCCAUCUAACAUUAUGCUUGUUGCAACUUUUCUAGACCUUCACUUUAAAAACUUUGAUUGGUAUAAUAGUAAUAAUAAGAAUGAAGCUAAAGAAUUAGUUCAAGAAUUAUAUGAUAAUACAAAAAAGGAUCUUUUACCUAAACAUAGUAUUAAUAGUAUUAUUAGCUCUUUAAAUGAUAAUGAUGAUAUUUUUAAAGCAUUAAGAGAUAAGAAAAUAAAUGUGAGAGAUGAUAAUAAAGUG
Funneliformis mosseae is the source of this 243-nucleotide messenger RNA. The record is from the annotation of a GenBank genome assembly. NCBI's taxonomy places the organism in Eukaryota, Fungi, Glomeromycota, Glomeromycetes, Glomerales, Glomeraceae.